Messenger RNA from Gadus chalcogrammus (walleye pollock), 1932 nucleotides. RefSeq names its product tubulin beta-2A chain-like. The transcript has 4 exons. The coding region runs from base 101 to 1462 and encodes 453 amino acids. Gene Ontology annotation, biological process: mitotic cell cycle; microtubule cytoskeleton organization. The record is from RefSeq and is a predicted model, not a curated record. NCBI's taxonomy places the organism in Eukaryota, Metazoa, Chordata, Actinopteri, Gadiformes, Gadidae. Gene Ontology annotation, molecular function: GTPase activity; GTP binding; structural constituent of cytoskeleton. Gene Ontology annotation, cellular component: microtubule; cytoplasm.
UGUAGCAAGUGCAGGAGAGUGUUCAAACACAGUGCCUCGCCGAAGACUGGACAUCGAGGAAGCUGAGACGAGCAAAGACAACCACCACCAAAACGCAACCAUGAGGGAAAUCGUCCACAUCCAGGCAGGCCAGUGCGGAAAUCAGAUCGGGGCGAAGUUCUGGGAAGUUAUAAGUGACGAACACGGCAUCGACCCUACUGGUAGCUACCAAGGUGACAGCGACCUGCAGCUCGAGCGAAUAAACGUCUACUAUAAUGAGGCGUCAGGCAGCAAAUUUGUCCCCCGUGCGAUCCUGGUGGAUUUGGAACCAGGCACCAUGGACUCAGUGCGAUCCGGUCCCUUUGGACAGCUCUUUCGACCCGACAACUUUGUCUUUGGUCAGAGUGGAGCGGGAAACAACUGGGCCAAGGGCCACUACACGGAGGGUGCUGAACUGGUGGACUCCGUCCUGGACGUGGUGAGGAAGGAGUCUGAGAACUGCGACUGCCUGCAGGGCUUCCAGCUCACACACUCCCUGGGCGGGGGAACGGGCUCCGGCCUGGGCACCCUACUCAUCAGCAAGAUCCGCGAGGAGUACCCCGACCGCAUCAUGGUGACCUUCAGCGUCAUGCCCUCGCCCAAGGUGUCCGACACGGUGGUGGAGCCCUACAACGCCACGCUCUCCGUGCACCAGCUGGUGGAGAACACCGACGAGACCUUCAGCAUCGACAACGAGGCCCUCUACGACAUCUGCUUCCGCACGCUCAAGCUGACCACGCCCACCUACGGCGACCUCAACCACCUGGUGUCGGCCACCAUGAGCGGCGUCACCACCUGCCUGCGCUUCCCCGGGCAGCUCAACGCCGACCUCCGCAAGCUGGCCGUCAACAUGGUGCCUUUCCCCCGCCUGCACUUCUUCAUGCCUGGCUUCGCCCCCCUCACCAGCCGAGGCAGCCAGCAGUACCGCGCCCUCUCCGUGCCCGAGCUCACGCAGCAGAUGUUCGACGCCAAGAACAUGAUGGCGGCGUGCGACCCCCGCCACGGGCGAUACCUGACGGUGGCGGCCAUCUUCCGCGGUCGCAUGUCCAUGAAGGAGGUGGACGAGCAGAUGCUGAGCGUGCAGAACAAGAACAGCAGCUACUUCGUGGAGUGGAUCCCCAACAACGUGAAGACGGCCGUGUGCGACAUCCCGCCCCGGGGACUCAAGAUGUCGGCCACCUUCAUCGGAAACAGCACGGCCAUCCAGGAGCUGUUCCGCAGGAUCUCCGAGCAGUUCACCGCCAUGUUCCGCCGCAAGGCCUUCCUCCACUGGUACACGGGCGAGGGCAUGGACGAGAUGGAGUUCACCGAGGCGGAGAGCAACAUGAACGACCUGGUGUCCGAGUACCAGCAGUACCAGGACGCCACGGCCGACGAGAUGGGCGAGUACGAAGAGGACGAGCUGGAGGAUGAGGAGGAAGAGCAGCAGGACGUUCGCCACUGAUCGAGGGAGACCUUCUGAAGAAGACCCCCCCCCCCAAACCUAACCCCAAACCAACCACCAUUCCCAACCACACUCCCCUUAACAAUCCUUGUGCUAGCUCUGUGAACCAGUCACUUUAAAAAAAGAUCAUCAUUGUUGUCGGAAGUUGCAGAGGAGAUGGUGAUGGACGGGGGGUGAGAGACAGAGGGAGAGCCGUGUUAUGCUGGGUUCUGAACGUCGCAGGUUCAGAUUGCUUGUGUAGACUUUUCAAUGCUGUCUGUCAACCUGGUCCGUGGUCAACCAUUUGGUGCUGUUGGAGCAUAACAAUUAUGUGAGCAUUAUAGUCAUUGGUUUUCCAAGUCAUGCUUAUCCAGUGCCAAUUAAGAGAAACUUGCCCUAAAUACAGUUUUGUAACAUUUACCUCAGAAUGCAUUCAGUGAUACAAGUAAAAACCAUAGCAAAAAUAAAAUAUUCUGUCCUAUCAAUGUGUU